Candidula unifasciata is the source of this 885-nucleotide messenger RNA. The record is from the annotation of a GenBank genome assembly. Lineage: Eukaryota; Metazoa; Mollusca; Gastropoda; Stylommatophora; Geomitridae.
AUGGCGUCCAAAGUGACCGAGAGGGCAUUGAAUUUGGUAAAGUCGAUGCCAAGGGUUGGUUUGGGUAACAUUAAGGAUCUCCCAACAGCUACAUAUAAAAAGCAAGUUAACAGGGGACGUCGCCAAAAGAAGAAGGGCAGAGGUGAUAAAGGGCAGGGAUCACGCAACACCUGGGAUCCACUGGGCUAUGAAGGGGGUCAGAGACCAUUAAUUGAUUCUGUACCAAGUGAGAAAUAUUAUGGACAGUAUGCAAUCCGUCGACAGUAUCCACCUAUAAGUCUUCUUGAGUUGCAAAGGAUGAUAGAUUUAGACAGAGUAGAUGUGACCAAACCAGUGGAUAUUGUAUCCAUCUGCAACACUGGACUGUUCAAGUUUGAAGUUGCCAAAAACCACUUUGGUGUAAACAUCACAGAAGAGGGGUGUGACGUCUUUGCAGCGAAAAUCAACCUUGAGAUUCAGUGGACAAGCGAGCUGGUGAUUGCAGCUGUGGAGAAAAGUGGAGGGACAAUAACUACUAGAUACUACGACCCACAAUGCCUGGCAGCCUUGUUUAACCCUCUGGCUCACUUUAAGAAGGGACUGCCCAUACCCAAGUGCAAAUUACCGCCACAGGAUGCACUGGCCUAUUAUUCUGAUCCAGAAUUUCGAGGAUACCUAGCAGAUCCUGAGAAGAUUCUGUUGGCACGUGAAAAGUUGGCUCAGAAAUACGGUUACAAACUGCCAGACUUGGGUGCAGAUCCUGUCAAGGACUUACUGUUGAUGAGGAAAGAUCCUUUACAAAUAUUUUAUGGAUUAGAGCCUGGUUGGAUUGUAAACUUAAAGGACAGAUGCAUUUUGAAACCGAAGGAUGAAGACUAUUUGAGAUAUUACUAUAAUGUUCAUUAG